Messenger RNA from Myodes glareolus (Bank vole), 2456 nucleotides. NCBI's taxonomy places the organism in Eukaryota, Metazoa, Chordata, Mammalia, Rodentia, Cricetidae. The record is from RefSeq and is a predicted model, not a curated record.
AAGUUACUCUGGGGAACAUGGCUUCUGCUGGGCUACUCUAGAGUCCUUAAGGGACACUUUAUUGUCAAAGACGUCAGAGAAACCGGGCGUACUAGAGCAGACUUAUCGUCCUACCACUUAGGGAGCCUAAGCAGCCUGCGGCAAGUUCCCAGUCCGGCUACAUAGCGAGACCCUGUUUCAAAAAAUAGAUAAAUUUAAAAAGAGCGCCUUGGCGAGGUGACUCAGCGGAUAAAGACACUUGCAGCCAACCUAAGCUCGACCCCUGGAACCCACGUGGUGUAAGGUGAAUCCACUCGGGCACACGCGCGCUCCAUGGCGUGCUCCACCCCAUGAUGAAAUGAGAUUUAAAAAAAUAAUUAGUUUCGCGGGAAGAAAAAGAGAGCUGAGUGCUCAGCUCUAAAUGGGACAACUGGAGGCUGGAGAAAUGACUCGUAGGACCCAGCCAUGAGUCCCAUGAGGCCGGCUGCCCUGGUGCGAUCCAGUUUGAGGAACUGUCCUGGGGCCAGAAGACAAGGUAUUUUCACAGAACUUACCCCACUCCUUUUAGGAUGAUAUCACCUUGGGGUAGACCUCAGCACUAAAGCCUCACAAUGACAGAACCCGAGACACUGGCUCUGCUGGAAAUGAAGGCACCUGAGGCUCCAGAGAAGAGCUUACCGCAGGCUUUAGUCCCCACUGACCGGCAGCUAGAGGGAGAAGAUGGGACUGAGUCCCCUGGAGCUGAGUCUCUCAGACUGGGGUCUUCAGUUGGUUCUCCUACAGCCAGAGAGGGGCCCGAGGAUGGUCCAGACAGCACUAUCAGUGAGGCUGCGACUUUGCCUUGGGGAACCGACCCCCAGUACAGCGUCCCACUUCCGGAUCCCCCAGGCUGGCGAGAUAUUGAACCAGAGCCCUUAGAGUUGGAACCACUCACUAAGUCGGAGGAACCGCUCACUAAGUCGGAGGAACCACUCAAGGAUGAUGCCAGCUUGCUCCUUGAGAAGUCAGUUAGGGCCUUCGUGCCCAUUGAUUUACAGUGCAUUGAGCGGAGGCCGCAGGAGGAGAGCAUUGUGCAUCGGAAGGCCGGACAGGCUGAGCGCAGGAAUUUCCUGCCAACCCGACUCAGCCACCAUGAGCUUCCAGAGCGCAAGUGGGCUGAGGCAGUUGUCAGACCCCCUGGCCGGUCUUGUGGGGGCUGUGGGAGCUGUGGAGGCCGCGAGGCGCUGAGGGCUGUAGCCUCAGUGGUGGCUGCUCUCAUCUUCUUCCCCUGCCUGCUGUAUGGAGCUUACGCCUUCCUGCCCUUCGACGCUCCGAGGCUGCCCACCAUGAGUUCCCGCUUGAUCUACACCCUACGCUGUGGGGUCUUUGCCACCUUCCCUAUUGUACUAGGGCUUCUUGUGUACGGCCUGAGCCUGCUGUGCUUCUCCGCCCUCCGGCCCUUCGGAGAGCCGAGGCGGGAGGUAGAGAUCCACCGGCAGUACGUGGCCCAGUCCGUGCAACUCUUCAUCCUCUACUUCUUUAAUCUGGCCGUCCUUUCCACCUAUCUGCCCCAGGACACCCUCAAGCUGCUGCCUCUGCUCACUGGUUUGUUUGCAGUAUCUCGGCUGAUUUACUGGCUGACCUUUGCUGUCGGCCGCUCCUUCCGAGGCUUUGGCUACGGGCUGACUUUCCUGCCGCUGUUGGCCAUGCUGAUGUGGAACCUCUACUACAUGUUCAUGGUGGAGCCGGAGCGCAUGCUCACCGCCUCCGAGAGCCGCUUGGACUAUCCGGACCACGUUCGAUCCCUCUCCGACUACAGGCCACGCUCAUGGGGCUGAGCUGCCAUGGGGCUGUGCAGGGGACUUUUCAGCACUUCUCUGAAACAGUUGCAGGCCUGGCCUUUGCCCAGGUCAUAGACCUUAGAUGGGGGGUACCUUGCUACUUAGGGGCCCCAUCCAAAGGAGCCCAGAAACCCCAGUUCUUUUCUAGUUGUGCUGUACCCCUGGAGUGCAAAAGCCUAAUGCAGAGACUGGAGAAGAAUACUUCCUUUUGGUGCAGCCUCCCACCGUGCCAAACUAAGGCUAAGGUCCCGGCUUCCUAUGAACCAGAGGUGUAGAACCAACUACAGGCCAACCUGAACUGUCUGCCUAAGCCCAAGGGUAGAGGUUGCUAUCUCAUCAGAUAAGGACUUUGACAUCUUUGACAUAAGGUGAAAGCCUUUCUAAGGGUCUUCAAGACUCUCGCCUCAAUCAAGCUGUGACCUUCCUCUCCCAGCCUACAUGGGUUCCUAUAAUCUUCCUUCCACUUUUCAAACUUCCAAGAAGUACUAAGGUUUAAAAAAAAGGUGUGUGUGUGUGGGUUAGGGGGGCCUUGGGGGUGGCAGAGAGAUGAAACCUCAAAAGGACUCUGUAUGGAUUCCCAGGUAGUGGCUGGGAUGGCAACGACUGCUUGCCCAGCAUGUAUGUGCGAGUAUGUAAUAAAUCCUGGCCUGCCUCCCA